Clunio marinus is the source of this 544-nucleotide messenger RNA. Lineage: Eukaryota; Metazoa; Arthropoda; Insecta; Diptera; Chironomidae. The record is from the annotation of a GenBank genome assembly.
AUAUUAUUUCUGCCAGGCCCCUCUCAGUUUGUCGAAAUUUCAGACUUGAAUAAUUAAUUAUCAAUUUCCAAUAGUUUUUAAUAUUGUAAUCAAUAGUUUAAUAUAUCAAAAUGAAUACUGAAAAUGUUAAGCGACCUGAUAGAAUUGUUCGCUAUAAACCAGUUGUAGCUCAAUCUGGAGCCGUAGCAGGACAAGAAGAUCUCAUGCCUGAUUAUUUGAACAUCCUCGGAAUGAUUUUCUCCAUGUUAGGACUAAUGAUGAAAUUAAAAUAUUGUGCAUGGAUUGCAUUAUACUGUUCAUGUAUUAGCUUUGCAAAUAGCAGAGUAACAGAAGAUGCAAAGCAAGUUUUAUCGUCAUUCAUGUUAUCUGUAUCUGCAGUUGUUAUGAGUUAUCUUCAAAAUCCUUCUCCAAUAUCUGCUUCAUGGUCAUAAAAAUCGAUUUAUGUAUUUAUUUUCAAUCAUUCUUUAUUUCAUAUGUAAUCAAAUAAUAACAAUAAAAAGUGGUGACAACAAAGGCAUGUGCAAUGACACAAAAUUAAGACUAA